Messenger RNA from Ostrea edulis (European flat oyster), 3000 nucleotides. RefSeq lists its product as uncharacterized. NCBI's taxonomy places the organism in Eukaryota, Metazoa, Mollusca, Bivalvia, Ostreida, Ostreidae. The transcript has 2 exons. Bases 48 to 1784 code for a protein of 578 amino acids. Gene Ontology annotation, molecular function: zinc ion binding. The record is from RefSeq and is a predicted model, not a curated record.
AAAGAUUGCUGUUCAUAACAGUUCAGACUUUAUUUCAUCAACAUGCCAUGGCCUCUGGUCCCAAUGAUGACAGAUUAAUCCUGCAUCCGACUAAGGCUGGGCAGCAUAUUAUACAGUGUGCCAAUUGUCCUAAAGAAGAAUUAAUUGGUGCUAAGUUCUAUUGCUAUGAUUGCAAGAAAGACCUCUGUACCAAAUGUCAAGAAUCGCACCCACAACGUCACAACAUAAGCACAUACGGAGGAGGCAUUGGGGAUCUAAAAUUGAAUUUGAAACCUUGUGAGAAAUGCCAAAAGGAAGCUUCAGUAUUCUGCAACGAUUGUAAUGUUUCCCUUUGUAAAGUAUGUGUAACCCAUCUCCAAAGUGAGCACACUAGCCACAAUUUAGUUGAUAAAGAUGAACUAACGGAAAAACGACAACAGUGUAUUGACAAAGUCACGAACAUUCGCCACAAUAUUCUCCAUCACUGUCAAAAUUUGAAGACUGAUGUAAAGAAUGAUAUUAUACAUGGAAAGAAACAAAUAGAUGAAAUGAGAGAUAUUGUGAAUACAAAUGCCGAAAGAUUGAAAGAUUUAGUGGAAAAUGUGAGGAAAGAGUCAUUGAACAAAUUGCAAUUACUGGAAACGUCCAUGACACAGACGUUAGAACAUCAGAGAAACGUUAUUGACACUCACACAGGGUCUUUACAUCAAACUGUUUGUGAAUUUGAAGAUUUAGAUUGCUGUAUAAGCCCAGAAUCUAUCAACCAUUUCUAUAAAGGUUGCGUAUCUAAAAUAUCAAAAAUACCGGAUCUUGUCAAAGUAAGACUCCCUUCUCUGGAAUCAGUAUCUGAUUUAAAUACUGAAUGUAUCGAAAAAUCCGUCGGAAAAAUCACAAACAUCGAACCUUUCUUAGGUGAAUCGAGAGAAAUAUCUCAAAAACACAAAUUAUACUUCAGAAGUGAGACAGAAGCAACACUAGUUCAAAAACUUUGUGCCAAUACUAAAUUACUUCGAAGUUGUCGUCAUAUAUCUCUGACUGACUAUGGCGAAUUCUGGGCUAAUGAUUACGAUGGGAACCUUAUGCUUGCAGAUUUGAAUGGAAAUGUCACUACACAUAUAGUAACCAAAGAUAAAUGUUCAGGGUUUCAUACUGUGACGGCAAAUGGACAUUUGCUUUGUACAGACGAAGUGAAGAAAGAAAUAUUUCGAAUUCCCAGAUAUGGUGAUUAUAAAAUCCGUGGAAAAGAAACACUCAUUGCCAAUCCGACAUGGAAUCCUAUAAGCAUUUAUUGCUGCAAACAUUCUGGUGAUAUCUUAGUAGGAUCGUUCAAAGACAAGAAUUUGGGCGCAAGUGUAACCCGAUUUAACAUGUUCGUAGCGCAGACUCAGCAGAUCUUCUCCUCUGAUUACAAGUAUCCGCAUUACAUUACUGAAAAUCAUAAUGGAGAUAUUUGCGUUUCAGACUCGAAGACGUGUGGAGUAAUUGUUCACAAUAGAUUGGGUGAACAUCGCUUCACCUACACAAGGCGUGGUUCUAACCAGAAACUCUUUCCGAGCGGUAUCUGCUGUGAUAUACUACGUAACAUAUUAGUUUAUGAUGGAAACAGCAAAGCCAUUCUUAUAUUGGACAGUGAUGGAAGGUUUCUGUCAACAUUUAUCAGCUUGAAGUCGGAAUGGACUGGGCUUAUCUCCCAUACAAGAGGACUUGCGAUAGACAAUGAUUAUAAUCUCUGGAUUGGUGGCAGUCAUUCAAACACAAUCCAGAUUUUCUCAUACCUCAAGAGAAUACAAGAUACUAGUGUGUGAAUUUAUGACGUAAACAGAUAUCCGUAGACUCCCAACACUGUAUUCUUAGUCUUUUUCAUCAUAACCAUUGUAUUGAAAACUUCUUUGAUGGAGUGAAAGAAAAUAAUCUUUAACUAUAUUUUUCCACUUUUGAAAAACAUUUCAUCCCCAAUUGCAUUUGAUUUGGUGUGGGGGAUAUUUCUGUUAGACUUUCACAUACCCCCUUCUCUCUCAUACGUUCAUGGAUAAUAGCCAUUUUGACUUUUAAAAGAUAAAAUCAAUUCUGGAUUAAAUUCAAAAGAAUGCAAUGAACAAGAUAUCGUCAAUUAAAUUGGAUUGCAUGACAUUAGAGAAGACUUACAUUUGUACACAAUGGAUGAAUUUUGUUUCUAGUUAUUUCACUAUUAUAUUACCUUUAUACAUUUUUCGUCAAUGAGUGAUUGGUGUAUUUUUCUAACACAAUUAUUAGAGAUCAGAAAAACAUGGAGAAAUAUGAAAACUAUUGUCACACUGUAAAGUUAUCCAACUUGAAAGAUGAAUAUUAGACAUGUAUACAAUUAUGGUGAAUUUUUGUAUGCUUUUCAGUGAAAUGUUCAUUUUAAACUCUGCUUUUAAUAUUAUAUGUUCCCUAACUGUAAGCAGGGGCGAAUCCAGGAAUUGCGGUUAGGGGGGGGUGCAACUUUAUGGGGUCUGGGGGCAACCUUGACCCUCAGUGGGUCCAAGCCAAUACCUUGGUGGGGACCAGGGGGCAAAGCCCUGGUGGGGGCCAGGGGGCAAAGCCCCCGAAACCUCCUGGAUUUUACAGAUUUUAUAGGGCUUCAAAUAUGUUUCUUAUGUCGUCAAUUUUACUAUUUUCUGUCAUUUUUGAUAGAUGAUUGAUUGAUUGAAUAUUGUUUAACGCCCCUCUCGAGAAUAUUUCACUCAUAUGGAGGUGUCACCAUUGCCGGUGAAGAGCUGCAAAAAUUUACGCCUAUGCUCGGCGCUUAUGACCAUUGAGCAGGGAGGGAUCUUUGUCGUGCCACACCUGCUGUGACACGGGGCCUCGAUUUUUGCGGUCUCAUUCGAAGGACCGCCCCAUUUAGUCGCCUCUUACGACAAGCAAGGGGUACUGAGGGCCUAUUCAAACCCGGAUCCCCUCGGGAUAUUUUUUUUGAUAGAGGGAAAUCAAUAAAAGUUUAAGGGUUUUGGAUAAAAUGUAAGUUCUCCCAAUAAAGGUAAUUCAAUAAAUCAAAAAAAA